GCUCGUCACAUAAUGGCCUUCAAGGUGAACAACCACUGGGGCGUCGUGGCGAUUGCUAGCGUCGUCUUCGACAUCGAUGUGGGCCAGACCAUGGAGAUGGUGUACCCAGAGUCCGUGGCGCUGUCUGCAGAGGCGAAGCAAAGCAUUGCGUACCUGGCGCUUCCACACAGCAACAAGCACGUGGAAGGGGACACGCAGUUUUCAUUUCGCUGCCGCCGUCAAGACGCAUCGUCGGACGCCACCAAUAGUAGCAGCGCCAGUGAAAAUCCACCAUUGUUGCCUUCGUCGUCAUUCUACUACGGGUUCGUCCUGUUUCGGCAACGCAAGGACACCAGUCGUAGCCGCGGGUACUUUCAAAAGUCGCUGGUGGUGAUCACGCACUUGCCCUUCGUGGGUUUAUACGACCGCGUGCUGCGAAUCGUGGGCCCGCUCUUCUUUCAAGUGGGCAACCCGCUGCUGCAGGCCCUGUACGAGAACAUUGGCCAAUGGCCUGCGCCAGUGGCCGACUCGACGAUGGCACUCCAAGUGGCCGGCACGUUCGUCACGUUUGUGGUGCCCAAGAUCAUCACGCACGAAGACGCAGCGCUGUUCACACGAAGAUGGAGCAUCCAAGACGAGUCGUUCGAGGUCGAAGCCGUCGAUGUCAUCGAGGAAGCGACCGCCGCCGACGACGACGAUGACGGCAGCAGGACCAUCGUCCGAAACGGCAAGUUCUGCAUGGUCCACGGCAGCAACCCCACCUCUAGCCAAGACGUUGUGCCGUUGACGUUUGCCGACUUGCUCAACGCGAACGAGCUAGGCAUGUCCUUUGAGAGCGUGGGUCUGUUUUCGACGUUUGAAGGCGUCGAAGUGUGUCUGUGGGACCUGUGGCAGUUGGCAAUCACCGGCGAAAGCGUCCUUAUUGCGUCGCCCAACGCCCGAGUGUGCAGUCAAGCUGUGUUGGCAUUUACGAGCCUCAUCGCCCCCGUGCCCUUCCACGGCGACUUUCGGCCGUACUUUACCCUCUACGAGCCAGACUUCAAUGCGCUGAGUAAAGUGCACGAUGCCAAUCUGUCGCAGCUGCCCACGACAGUCCUUGGCACUACCAAUCCAUUCUUUCUCAAAUCUCUCAAGCGAUGGCCGAACGCUCUGCUGUUUCCAUUUGCAGACUCCCCGCCUCGAUCUUCCACCGAGCACGAAACCGACUCGAGUUCUCCGAACGCAGCAUCACUUUUCAAACCCAUCAAGCGAACUGUCGACUUGGACUCGUUCUCGGACACUGACAUGCCCAAGCUGUUGACUAGAACCACACGGUUGGUCGUGCCAGACAAUGCGAUUCUGCGGCAAUUAGUCGAAGCAGCCUCGGACCAGGGUGACACGUCUCCAGGCGAAGAAUUUCCGCACGUGUCAAUCAACAAUGCCCUGCUUCGAAAGCACUUUAAGCACGUGACCGAAUUGUUUCUAAAACCAUUCGAAGAGUACUUUGGCAUGUGGUCCAACCAUUUGAACGUGGCCACGACACCGUACAUGGACAUUGCGUCGUUCAUGAAGCCGUUUCACGCCAAGGAAUUUCUCACCGCACUCGGCAAGAGAUCAUUGAAAUUGCCGUUUGCGCUCCGCACGACCAAACCAAAGGUCAAGGUGCUGUACGCUCGGUUCAUAGCGUCGCCGCAUUUCCAGCCGUGGUUCAACUACCGUCGCAAUGAAUGCAUCUGCGCGUUUGAGGCUGUUCUGUACACUCUGCGGGAAACCAUCACGGCCAAAGAGCUCAUGCGGGGGCCAUGCGGCGCCCCAAUGACACGGCCGGCACUUGUCACGCUGCUCGCCCAGGUACUUACUGUACUGUACGCUCGCAAUACUGUACACCCACGGCAUCUUGACUACUUGUUUCGUACUACUACUACAACUACUACUAUUCACAAGAAAAUUAUCGUGGAAACGGCAAAGUCCCCCGUGGACGAGACGCAUGUGGACACAUUGCACCGUCAUGUGCACGACGUGCAGCACGCCAUCGAUUUAUUAAGUACUACGACUACUACUACUAUGUAGUAGUAGUAAUACUAGUCACUAUUAAUACUAGAGAACCCACUGACUAGUAUUUGACUACAG
Molecule: messenger RNA, 2088 nt
Organism: Aphanomyces astaci
Lineage: Eukaryota; Oomycota; Saprolegniomycetes; Saprolegniales; Verrucalvaceae
Exons: 11
Coding region: 13-2028 (671 amino acids)
Cellular component (GO): recycling endosome
Molecular function (GO): guanyl-nucleotide exchange factor activity
Source: RefSeq, a predicted model, not a curated record